Messenger RNA from Ctenocephalides felis (cat flea), 2163 nucleotides. Its product is annotated as podocan-like protein 1. The record is from RefSeq and is a predicted model, not a curated record. NCBI's taxonomy places the organism in Eukaryota, Metazoa, Arthropoda, Insecta, Siphonaptera, Pulicidae. The transcript has 8 exons. Gene Ontology annotation, molecular function: protein binding.
AUGGGCAAGUUCCCUCCAAGAUGCUGCCCAAUGCCAACCCUGAUCCUGACCUACCUCCUACUCCUGUUCUGCCUUUCUGAUCCAAUCGUGGCCAACGGGAGUCCCCAAUGCCAAAACCUGAGGAAGGACAUAACUCCUUGCACUUGCAAGAAACAGGAGAGCAGUCGUUAUGAUAACUACAGGGUGUUCUGCGAAGGAAUGGGAUCCUUCGAGCAGAUUGCGGACAGUUUAAGGGAUAGUUUUUCUCCUGAGGAGACUGUCGAUUUGAGGAUCACCUAUUCCCAGAUGAACGACUUGAGUUUGAGGAGCUUCCAGGAGUUGGGCAUCACUGUGACCAAUUUGAAGUUGAACUAUGAUGAGAUAAGUGAACUAUCAACGUCGACUUUCGAAGGUUUGGGCCGGACCCAGUAUUUGAGUUUGGCAGACAAUGUCCUUUCGGCUGUUCCCAGUUUUAUUUUCCAAAAUAUGCCUCUAUUGAAAACAGUCGAUUUGGGCAGGGCCAGACUCCAGGAAAUCACCCAGGACGAUUUUAAGUAUGCCCAACAACUGCAGCACGUUGUAGUGGUCAACAAUUUGAUUUCGAGGAUGGACAGACACUCUUUGCCUCCAAAAUUAUUACAUUUGCACGUCGGAAGAAACGCUCUGACCACCCUCAACGGAACUCUAAGAAAUUUACAAGAACUAGAAUGGUUGUUCAUCAACGCCAACCAGCUGACGACACUCGACGACGAAAUGCCAUCGAAUGGUAACAAAUUAAUUUUGGUCCAUGCAGCAAAUAACAGAUUGACACAUUUACCCCAGAGUUUCAAAGGUUCUCAACAUUUGGAGUCGUUGUUCUUUCAGCACAAUUUAAUCACCGGUUUCAAUGGAGCUUUGCAGAGGUGCAGAAAAUUGAAGAGAUUACAAUUCAGUCAUAAUAAUAUUAGAGAGUUAUUUGAUGACGAUUUCUUCGAAACCGAAAAUCUGGAGGACCUCCAAUUGGGCUACAACGAGUUGACGUCCUUAAAUGGAAGUCUUUUACCUUUGAAAUUAUUGAGGACUUUAAAUUUAACUCACAAUUUGCUCAAGGAUUUCUCUGUCCAGGAAUUGAGAGGGUUGAGACGAUUAAGAGUCGUCGAUUUGUCUCAUAAUCGAGUUGAAAGGAUCACUGGACGAAUGGAGAAUUUAGUCGAAUCAGAAACCAGAAUUGUAGAACUCCGCCUGGACCACAACCGUCUAACAUCUUUAGACGGUGCUCUGAUGGGCGUCCAGGGAUUAGUAAGACUAAGUGUGGCUCAUAAUCUAAUCGAAAGGAUUUCACCAGGUGAUCUUAUAGGCCUGGAUGUCCUCAGAGUCCUGGACGUCAGUCAUAACAGACUUACUGCCCUUGAAGAAACAGCAAAGGUAAAAUAACCACCUCUCCAGUCUGACCUUUUGCCUGCUUUGGACGAGUUGUUUGCAUCUCAUAAUCGUAUCAGAGCUUUGCAUCAAGAUUUCCAUGGUUUGCCUUCGCUGUGCUGGGCAGAUUUAUCUCACAACGAGAUUGAGAUUUUGUCUCCUGAGCUUGUGAGACAUACGAGGUGCUCGAUACAUGGAGCACCCUUGAAAAUUUAUCUCCAAGAUAAUCCGGUUCUUUGCGAUGACCGCUGGCCAGAAACAAUGACCGCCAUCGAGGGCCAACAGGCUCGAGUCUACGGUUCAACCCAAUGUGUGGGCAUGGCCAUCGUCAACAAUGCCAACUCGCCUUUAUCAAUCGGCGGCCCUGACAUAGUAGACUCCAUAAUUGCUGAAGACGGCACCAUAAUCGGCGGCCAAAACGUCAACGCCCACAAAAUGAACCCUGUAGAAACCCCGAAACCGCUCCCUGCCAAAAUCGAUACCUUUGACGAAAAAUCGACAUCGCUGCAGACCGAUGCCAAGAACGCAAUCGGCGGUUCCAUCCUGCAAGGUUCAGGGUUGAAUUUGAACGAUAACAGGGUGCCGGGGAAUCAGAGUGGCGGUUCAGGGUUGGACAACGGUGUCCAUAAGUUGCAUAUUGAUGCACAGAAGAUCACGAGUGAUCAGACUUUGACGGUUUUGACGCUGAACGAUGAAAAGACGCCGAUAGUGGUGGCACCACCGAUGUUAUUGCAGCCGGCGGUUGAGAAUUUGGCGGUCGAUAAUACAUCGUCGGACGAAAUAUGA